This is a messenger RNA of Cladocopium goreaui, 1666 nucleotides long. Lineage: Eukaryota; Dinophyceae; Suessiales; Symbiodiniaceae. The record is from the annotation of a GenBank genome assembly.
GGGAGUUUGCUUCGCUGAUGGAUCAGAAUCUCCAAGAAAAAACAUGAAUCCACCUCGACAUCCCGAAAUUUCAUGGCACGGAUGAGGCUCAGCAAGGUGCCACCGCCUUCCACCAGCGGAACCAGAAAUUCUGCGACAUCAUUUCAAGCGUUUGAUGGUGCUCAGCGUGCAGCGUGCAGUUGGCUUGACAUUGACAUUGACAACUCCAUCAAGCUCCGAGUACAUUGAAGAUUUCCAUCAAAACACUGUGGAAACAACCGUUGAUGUAUUGAUUGGUGCCGGUCCCAAUCCCCAAAAGCGUGAAUCACUUCUGAGGGUUCGUGCUAAGAAGGAUGACUUUCUGAAGCCCAUGGCUUUUGAUUUCCCAGCGCUCCAACGGGGAAACAAUGGAAACGUGCAGGGCCAACAGGUGCGAAUCUACGUUCAUAGCGUCCCAAAUUGUGCCGGAGAGGAGCUGUUGGAGUUUUUCACUCAGUCAGAUCAGUCAGACCGAGGCUUUGGCUGGGAUCGAGCUGUUCAACUACAUGCAUUGCAUAUCAAGUCUGUACAUCAAGCCAUUUUGAGUUCCACAAAUCGCGUAGAUAGUCCUGAGGAGGCCACCACAUUUUAUAUCCCGGCAUUUUUUAGCUUGCUGGUUGAGCGCUACAUCGACUCGGAUAUGAAGAGCCUUGACGCCUUGAACUGUAUUGCAGACUCAUGGAAUCGACUUCCGCGCGAAUUCUUCCUCCGCAAUGCGGGCUAUGAUCAUUUCGUAGUCGCUGGGACAUGCUUUCCAUACUCCGUUUGCCCAGCUCUAGAAUGCGAUGUCACAGCCUUCCAUCCAUUUGCCAGGAAUGUGAUGGCACUGGUGGGUGGAGUGCGAGACAUUGGUCAUCCAGAUUUUGCAUUCACACGAGGGGCAGCUUUUCAAAGAUUAAGCACCAUAUUGGUCCCGUUCCCUGUGACCUUGGACUGUGAGAGACUGGUGAAGCUGGCGGACAGAAAACGACAUCUGGUUGCUUCAUUUGUGGGCACUGACAACUCACGUGUUCGUUCUGUCUUCGGAUCUCUCAUUGAAAUCUUUGAAGGCGAAGUGUCCGAAUCGGAGAAUGCGCGCUCGAAAUUUCAUAUCAAGAUUCUACAGGACUCAGUCGGCGAAGAUGGCGAGGCAGCACGAAAAGCUACCUUGGCAGAGGAUGGAGGUCGUCCAAUUGACGAUUUGUAUGCUGAUUCCGAAUUUUGCCUGGUGCUUCCCGGGCAUGUGUAUGAUCUUGGUCGUCGAGCAUAUGAUGCAAUGGCUCGGGCAUGCAUCCCUGUAAUCGUGGCUAUGGAUCCAAUGUUUGUGAGUGUUCCUUUUGCUGGGCAGAUUCCUUGGGAAGACUUUGCCAUUUUUGCAUUUGUGCGGCAUCAAGGGGAUGCAGCUGGUGUACUGGAAUCGUUGUUUCAAGCUACCCAGACCGAAGAGGGCAAAGCUGCAAUCAGAAGCAGGCGCGCAACAAUGAUGCGUUAUAUUUCACGGCUGUUUCUACCGCCACUUACGAACUGCCUUCCUGGUUUGCCAACUGCCUUAGAUGGUAUCCUAACCGAGUUGGCCGGACGACAAGCAGCUUGGUCUCUGAUUUCCACUGUCAGGCCAGGGAAUUUGCCAUCACCUGGACAGAUUGCCGUAUAAGAUGCAGAGAGCAAA